GCCAGGCCACGGCCCGCGGGCGCGCGCCCCAGCCGGGCCCUGCGGUGGCGGCCGGUGUGUGUGUGUGUGAGUGUGUGUGUGUGUGUGUGUGUGUGUGUGUGUGUGUGUCUCUCUCUCUCUCCGGUCCGCUCACCCUCGCCGGGGCUCCGCACUGCGCGUGCGCCGACGCCGGCGCCCUGGCUUAAGAAGCCGACUGUAGUUUGCUCCGGAGGAGUAGCUAGGUAGUCCCCGGAAAUGAGCUCUCUGCCGACCCGCCGACUGGCACCGUAGUUCCACGGCCGCGACGAGCUUAGGGCGUCUAAGAAUAAUGCUAUAAUAAACAAUCUUCUACCUGGACCUAAAUGCAAAGAUAUUGGCGUUUCCAAGACAACAAGAUACAACAUAUAUGCUUUGAAGUCCUAGGAGAAUUGUGGAUUCAAAGACCUGUAAUGGCCAGAUACUACAGUGAAGUUCAGAGUUUGCAGCAGGAUGACUCAUUUAUAGAAGGAGUGAGUGACCAAGUCCUUGUGGCCGUGGUGGUCAGCUUCGCGUUGAUCGCUACUCUCCUGUAUGCGCUUCUCAGAAAUGUACAGCAGAACAUUCAUCCAGAAAACCAAGAGCUAGUCAGAGUGCUGCGAGAACAAUUCCAAACAGAACAGGAUGUCCCUGCUCCUGCCCGACAGCAGUUCUACACUGAAAUGUACUGUCCAAUCUGCUUACAUCAAGCCUCCUUCCCUGUUGAAACAAACUGCGGACAUCUCUUCUGUGGUUCCUGCAUAAUUGCAUACUGGCGAUAUGGGUCCUGGCUCGGUGCAAUCAGUUGCCCUAUCUGCAGACAAACGGUAACUCUACUCCUAACAGUAUUUGGUGAAGAUGAUCAAUCUCAGGAUGUUAUAAGAUUGCGUCAAGAUGUUAAUGAUUAUAACCGGAGAUUCUCAGGGCAGCCUAGAUCUAUUAUGGAAAGAAUCAUGGAUCUCCCCACCUUGCUGAGACAUGCAUUCAGGGAAGUGUUUUCAGUUGGGGGUCUCUUCUGGAUGUUCCGCAUUAGGAUAAUGCUUUGUUUGAUGGGAGCUUUUUUCUACCUAAUAUCACCUCUAGAUUUUGUACCUGAAGCCUUGUUUGGAAUUCUGGGCUUUCUAGAUGACUUCUUUGUUAUCUUUUUGUUGCUUAUUUACAUCUCCAUUAUGUAUCGAGAAGUGAUAACUCAAAGACUAACUAGGUGAAAAAAAAAUUAGUUUACCAAAAUAUUCAAGCUUAUAUAUAAAAUCAAACAAAAGGAUCCAUGGCAGUAUCAAUCACCCAAAUAUUAUUUUACAUGCUUAAAACAUUUGGUUAUCAUUUGACAAAUGCCUAAGAAUAUACAACUGGAACAUUUACAUAUUACAGCUUCUAAUGUUAACAUCAGAUGUAUAGAUCUACAGGUUUAUCUCAAUUCUGUGUUGUCUGUAAAAAAAGUAUGAAACCAAUUGAAAAGGGAUACUUUGUUGUUUUCUUUUUCUGCAGAUUAUUUAGCUUAGAUAUGCAGUUCAAUAUUGCCGAAUGUACAAUUCAUCAUCCUCAGUGGGUACCCAUACAAUAAUAGAGAACUUUGAAACUUGCCUAAAUAUUUUUUUGUUAAAGUAAAAUAUUGUAUGAUAGUAGGGAAAGGUCAGUGUCUCGGUGUGUGCUAAGCUCUGUGGAGCAGCUCUGCUUUUCCAUUUUUGUAUAAUUCUUUGUGAUCAACUGAAAAUGAAAGAAACUUGAACUUCCUGAUUUGACCUCAUUUUCAGUCUCUAGACCACUUUAAUCAAUAGGAGGGUUAACAAGUGAAAACUACGCCUCUCCUGGAGGCACUUUUGACAUUCAGUUAUGACAUUCAACCAAGAGUUUGGACUUUUUAUAGAAACACAUACAAAAGUAACUCGUAGCCAGCUGUGGCGGCUUUACACUUGUACUUUCUGCAUUCAGGAAGCUGAGGUAGAAGAUUGUUACAAGUUCAGGGUCUGCCUAGACUAUGUAAUGAGUUCCCAGAAGGGUGAGCUAAAGAGUGAGAUCCUACCCAGACCAAAAGCAGGGCAGUGGGGAAAGGUGCUUGCUCUCAAGCCUGGGUUUGAACCUGGGUCUCACAUCAUGGAAGUACAGAACAGAUUUUUGUGAGCUGUCCUCUGACCUUCACAUGAGUGUAUACACACACACACACACACACACACACACACACACUACAAACACAAAGUAAAUAAAAUGCAAUGAAAAGGAAAACAGAAUAGCUUGUAAAGGGAAAUGAUUUUGUCCUAGGAACCUAAGUAACCUUGCAAACAAGUAGUAAUUGGUACCAUUUUGACGAAACAGGCUGUUUAUUUCUAUUGGCAUGAGUCAGGGCCUUUAGGAAGGUACUAAGAACAGUAUUUAGAUUUUACAAAUUAUGAGUUAACUCUUCCAGCAAAAUGAAGAUAUUUGAUUAGUUGUCUAUUGCCCUGAAAAUGUAAAAAUACUAUCUUGUAGAUUAUUUGUCUCAGAUUCAUCAUGUCUUGGACAGAAUGAGGAAAUGUGUAUAAGACGCCUAACUAUUGAGGUUCAUACUGGUUUUGUUGUUUUGGAUGGCCGUGACAUGGGGACAUGAGGUCUAUAGUUCUGUUUGAGUGGACUGAGUACUGUAACUGAGCCACUUACUGGAGAGCAGCUGAAUGAGGUGUGAGGUAAGGCCCAGGCCCUGCAAUCUGAUUGCUGUGACUUCUCAGCCUCACUGUGUGUUCUAAUAGAACCAUUGACUUCUUAGCCUCACUGUGUGCUCUGAUAGUACCAUUGACUUCUUAGCCUCAC
This is a messenger RNA of Mus pahari (shrew mouse), 2778 nucleotides long. RefSeq names its product ring finger protein 170 (gene Rnf170). Gene Ontology annotation, molecular function: ubiquitin protein ligase activity. The record is from RefSeq and is a predicted model, not a curated record. The transcript has 8 exons. Lineage: Eukaryota; Metazoa; Chordata; Mammalia; Rodentia; Muridae. The coding region runs from base 342 to 1202 and encodes 286 amino acids.